Molecule: messenger RNA, 551 nt
Organism: Colias croceus (clouded yellow)
Lineage: Eukaryota; Metazoa; Arthropoda; Insecta; Lepidoptera; Pieridae
Gene: RpL28
Product: 60S ribosomal protein L28
Exons: 1
Coding region: 87-512 (141 amino acids)
Biological process (GO): translation
Cellular component (GO): cytosolic large ribosomal subunit; ribosome
Molecular function (GO): structural constituent of ribosome
Source: RefSeq, a predicted model, not a curated record
UGUGUUCAACUGUCAAAAAUUCUUUCUCUUGUCUACGGACACGUCGUGAGCACGUUGUGAGUGGAAUUUACGUGCAAUUUACAAAAAUGUCGGCGCAUUUAAAUUGGAUGAUCAUCCGAAACAACAACGCUUUCCUAGUGAAAAAGCGUAACAUCAAGAAACCUUUCAGUAAGGAGCCCAACAAUGUGACUAACCUUAACGCCUUCAGAUUCAAUGGUCUGAUCCACAAGAAAGCCGUCGGCGUGGUUGAGAAUGAAACCCCCGUCAGGAAGGGAUUCACAAUUGUGUACAAGAAGGCCAGAGCGACCAACAAGCCUGCCAAGAACCUCGUCAAGCGCCAAUUCAAAGCUGGCGCUAGAAGAUCGCUUUUCAAGGUAAAGAAGCUAAUGAAAGCCAACAACUACCGCAAAGACCUUUGCAAAGCUACUCUUCGACGUGCCUCAGCGAUCCUGCGUUCCCAGCGGCCCAUUAAGACGAAGAAACCUAAAGCCGCAGCUGCUAAGGCAGAAUAAGUUUUGUAAAUAAGUCCAAUAAAAAGUAAAAAACCUAAA